Meloidogyne enterolobii is the source of this 228-nucleotide messenger RNA. NCBI's taxonomy places the organism in Eukaryota, Metazoa, Nematoda, Chromadorea, Rhabditida, Meloidogynidae. The record is from the annotation of a GenBank genome assembly.
AUGAUGGAAAAACUACUACUGCCACAAAUUCUUUCAAUAGCAAGAAUACAACCCCCUUGCGUUCUAUUUCAUUGGAAGGCCAGAAUGGAAACAAGGCUGGUGUCGUCACACGCCAACAUAUACGAAAGAAAAAAUGAAAAUGGAGGAGUUUUAACAAAGAAGCAUUCCAAAUUAAAUGUCGCAAAUAUUUCUCUGAUAACGAGUGUCCACUCGAGCGGAAUUAGGUGA